CACGGCCUGCAGCAGCCAAUCAGAUCCCUCCUGAGUGUGUUGACCAGGUGACAGAGGUACGAGGGUUCAAUGAUCCACAGAAGGAGGAGUAUUUCAAGAAGAAAAUCACAGAUCAGAAUCUGGCCAAUGAUAUCAUCAAACACAUGAAGACAUCAAGGAGCCUCCACAUCAUGUGCCACAUGCCAGUCUUCUGUUGGAUAUCAGCCACUGUCCUUGAGAUGAUACUGAAAGUGGCAGAGAAGGAUGAAGUCCCCAAAACUCUGACCCAGAUGUACUCACACUUCGUGCUCAUCCAAAUCAUUGUGAAGAACAAGAAGUACAACAMAGCCACAGAGACAAACCCAAAGGAACUGUCUCAGUCAGACAAAGAGAUGAUCCUGAAACUGGCAAAGCUGGCUUUCCAACAGCUGCAGAAGGGCAACCUGAUCUUCUAUGAGGAGGACCUGAGAGAGUGUGGCCUUGAUGUGACAGAGGCAUCAGAGUACUCAGCAUUGUGUACAGAGAUCUUUAAAGAAGAAUCUGGGAUGUACCAAGUGAAGGUCUACAGCUUUGUGCAUCUGAGCAUUCAGGAGUUUCUAGCAGCAGUGCAUGCUUUAGAAUCAUGUCUGGACAAGAAGGAGAAUGUUUUCCCCCCCGAUGAUGAAGAUGAGGAGGAGAAGGAUGUUGAAGAUGAUGAAGAGAAGGAGUCAUUCCAGUUGUCUGACUUACACAGGAAAGCAGUGGACCGGGCCUUGAAGUGUGAGAAUGGAGACCUGGACCUGUUCCUCCGCUUCCUUCUGGGUCUCUCACUGGAGUCCAAUCAGAAUCUGUUACGAGGCCUUCUGACACAGACAGGAAGUACAACACAGAGCAAUGAGGAAACAGUUGAGAGAACAGUCAGGUACCUUUCAGACAAGAUCAAGAAGGAAUCCUCACCAGAAAGGAUCAUCAACUUGUUCCACUGUCUGAAUGAACUUGGUGCCAACUCUCUAGUUGAAGACAUGCAGACCUCCCUGCAAUCAGGAACUCUUUCAGAAACAAKACUAAAACCUGACCAAUGUUCAGCCCUGGCCUACCUGUUACUGAUGUCAGAGGAGGUGCUGGAGGAGUUUGACCUGAAGACAUACAACACAUCAGAGGAAGGUUAUCAGAGGUUGCUGCCGGUAGUGAAAACCUGCAAGAGAGCACUACUAAAUGGUUGUGAACUCACAUAUAAAUCCUGUGAGACUCUGGCCUCAGCUCUGCAGACACCAAACUCCCCCCAGAGAGAACUGGACCUCAGCUACAAUGACCUGGAAGACAGAGGAGUGGAGCUGCUCUGUGUUGGACUAACCAGUCCAGUCUGCAACAUACAGACACUUGUACUGGCUGGCUGUAAACUCACAUAUGAAUCCUGUGAGACUCUGACCUCAGCUCUGCAGACACCAAACUCCCCCCUGAGAGAACUGGACCUCAGCUACAAUGACCUGGGAGACAGAGGAGUGAAACUGCUCUGUGUUGGACUAACCAGUCCACUCUGCAACAUACAGACACUACUACUGGCUGACUGUAAAAUCACAUAUGAAUCCUGUGAGACUCUGGCCUCAGCUCUGCAGACACCAAACUCCCACCUGAGAGAACUGGACCUCAGCUACAAUGACCUGGGAGACAGAGGAGUGGAGCUGCUCUGUGUUGGACUAACCAGUCCACUCUGCAACAUACAGACACUAGUACUAGCUGACUGUAAACUCACAUAUAAAUCCUGUGAGACUCUGGCCUCAGCUCUGCAGACACCAAACUCCCCCCUGAGAGAACUGGACCUCAGCUACAAUGACCUGGGAGACAGAGGAGUGGAGCUGCUCUGUGUUGGACUAACCAGUCCACUCUGCAACAUACAGACUAGUGGUCACGUGUUGGUCUGCACGAGAGGCUUCGCUGUUCAGGGAUCGGCCUCAGUCCCUGAGUUCACCACCUCCCAACUGAAACGCAACUGGAGUAGCUUGAGAGAACAUGACCUGCGAGGACUCAGGCAGGGUUACACUGCUGUCUGCUGGACUGGAGGAUCGGACUACUCUGGAGUCAAACCCCUCGGCCACCUGAAAGCAGCCUGGAACCUGAGCUACAUCACACUCCACAUCAUGCAGGGGGACUGCUUUCAGCCUGCCUCCUGGUGA
Messenger RNA from Salvelinus sp. IW2-2015, 2132 nucleotides. The record is from RefSeq and is a predicted model, not a curated record. Lineage: Eukaryota; Metazoa; Chordata; Actinopteri; Salmoniformes; Salmonidae.